Molecule: messenger RNA, 2904 nt
Organism: Haplochromis burtoni (Burton's mouthbrooder)
Lineage: Eukaryota; Metazoa; Chordata; Actinopteri; Cichliformes; Cichlidae
Gene: dtl
Product: denticleless E3 ubiquitin protein ligase homolog (Drosophila)
Exons: 15
Coding region: 239-2224 (661 amino acids)
Biological process (GO): mitotic G2 DNA damage checkpoint signaling; proteasome-mediated ubiquitin-dependent protein catabolic process
Cellular component (GO): nucleus
Molecular function (GO): protein binding; protein-macromolecule adaptor activity
Source: RefSeq, a predicted model, not a curated record
AAGUUUACAAAGAAAGCGGAAGCAGAAGCGCUCCUGCCCAGGAAGUCGCCGUUUCCACCAAUGGUUGCGCGUAACGCAAGUUUAGCGGGGAAUUCAGUCCUUCUGCUCGGACGAUCUCUUCGCGGGAAAUAGUACCCCAGCUUCGGCACAGAAAGCGCACCGGCAGAAGCUUGACAUCGAGGAAAACGUUACGUUUUUAUACAAAAGCCUUUGGAUCGAGUUGUGCUGCAGUGCAGGGAUGCUUUUCCGCUCAGUGGUGGACAGAGGAGUGGGCAGACGGAGGCAGAAUGCUCUCCCUGCAGAUCCCUGGUCCAGGUACCCUCUGAGUUCCCUGCUUGAAGGCUACCGAUGCGUCCGACAUGAUGAACAUAUCUCCUAUGGGAACCUUGGCGACUCUGUGCCACCGUUUGGAUUAGCUUUCUCCUCUGCCAGGGACCUGCAGAACAUCCUCGCAGCAGCUAAUGAAGAAGGCAUUGUUAGGCUCUACAACACAGAGAGCCGUGAAUAUCCACUUCUUAAAGCAUGGCUGGCUCAUGAGAAUGCUGUCUUUGAUAUCGCCUGGAUGCCAGGGGAGCCUCAGUUAGUAACUGCUGCGGGUGACCAGAUGGCCAGGCUCUGGGAUGUGAAGUCUGGAGAGUUGUUAGGCAGCUUCAAGGGCCACGUCUGCAGUCUUAAGUCUGUUGCAUUCGCACCAGAGGAGAAAGCCGUGUUUUCUACUGGAGCCAGAGAUGGAAAUAUUAUGAUCUGGGACAUGAGGUGCAGCAAAAAAGAUGGUUUCUACAGACAGGUGAACCAGAUCAGCGGAGCUCACAACAAAGCAGAGACCAACCCUCCCUCUAAAACGAAGAAGAGACGGGGCGGCAUGCGCGGCAUGGCUCCGAGCGUGGACUCCCAGCAGAGCGUUACAGUGGUUUUGUUCAGGGAUCAGCACACCCUCAUCUCUUCGGGAGCUGUUGACGGAGUAAUCAAGAUGUGGGAUUUGAGGAAGAACUACACUGCACACCGUCAUGAUCCUGUACCCCUGCAGACAUUUCCGUAUCCAGGUUCUUGCACGCGGACGCGGCUGGGAUAUUCCGGACUCGCUCUGGACUCCGCGAGAGCCAACGUGAUGUGUAACUGCACAGACGACAGCAUCUAUAUGUUCAGUGUCUGCGGAAUAAAAACGACACCAGUGGCAGUUUUCAGCGGUCACCAGAACUCCUCGUUUUAUGUAAAGUCCAGCGUUAGCCCAGAUGACCAGUUUUUGGCCAGCGGUUCGAGUGACAACCACACGUACAUUUGGAAGAUCUCCAAUCCUGAACUUCCUCCCAUGACGCUUCAAGGUCAUAGUGAGGAAGUGACGUCUGUUGCAUGGUGUCCGACAGAUUUCACUAAGAUUGCUUCCUGUUCCGAUGACCACACCGUGCGCAUCUGGCGACUUCACCGAGAAAAUGAUGAAGUGCAGUCCUCAUUAGGAGAGGCUAACCUAGUAGGCCAUGCACGUCCUAAGAUUCUCCCAAGGCCUUCCAUUCCAGCUGAGACAACCCCUGCCAAGCCCCAGAGGAGAGUGAGCCUUGGUGGCAUAGCCUCACCUCAGCCUGCAGCCUGUGCUCCCAGUGGAGCCGCCCUGCCCCUUUCUUCCAGCACCACUACACCCAACCGCUCACAGGACUCUAAAACUGCAGCUGUUCGGCACAGAACUCCGCCCACUAUCAAACAGUGGUUGUCCCCAAGCAGCAGAACUUCCGAACAGGCUGGCUCUCCGGCCCAUUGGGUGCUGAGCCAGUCUCCCCAGAGCUCUGCAAGCAGCACGCCCCCCACAGAACGACGGGCCAAACGCAGGCUGGAAACCGGUGACGGCUCUUCUUCGAACUGUGAGGUCACUGAGCAGUGCGACUGCGUUACUGAACUCUCUCCUGCAGCCAAGAGGAGCCGGACCCUCUCUGGUGUUUGCUGCCCAGCUCAGGAGAGCCCAGCACAAACAGACUGCCACACAGAGGACAACAAUGCGGCUUCAUCCAGACAGACCGACAAGGAGAACUGCUCUCCCAGAGGAGUGAACUGGCUGUCAGUGAUGAGCCAGAAGCUGAGGAAAGGUCAAAGAAGCCCUAGAAGUCCCAAAGACCCCAGAAGUCCCAGUGCUGCUAAGAAACAAGAAAGCAAGACACCAGCAUCACCAAAUGUGUGCACCCCUCCAGCCAUGAAGAAAAUCUCCAUGUAUUUCACAAAAAGGCCUUUGGAUUGACCUGGUUGUACCAAACUUGGUGCUUUUCUUUAAGAGGGUUUUAUUCAAGGUGGUUUUUAAGUGGCACCCAAAAACUAUAAGCCUCUUAAGAUCACUGAUUACUGAGAUUAGAAGAGAUCAGUCACUGAACAUUUGAUGGUUUGGAUUUGACAUCCAGGGACUGCUUUCAAUUUUAUUUAAAUAUGUUCUUCUUCAUUUUUACGCCUCCUACAGAAAUUUCUGGUGCUGUGCAGAAUUUCUGGCUGGCGACUAAAGUUGCGAACAUGAGUACUUCUAAAGAUGCUUCAGCAUUAAAUCGAAGACUCCACAUUUAAAAGGCUGAUUAGAUUUUAAAAAGUUGAUCCUCAAGUGCAGAGAAAAGCAUUUGUUCACAGAACAAUUAAAAAAAAAUCUAGUUAUUUGGUUCAUUUUGUUAAACCUUUUUAUGAACCGCACUGUAAGCUGCUCACAGAUCAGCUCUAUAACAUUUGUAAGCCAGCCAUCGAAGUCACGUGUUUUCCGUGUACGAGCUUGCUCCUUCAUAUCGGAGUUGCACACGUGGUUUGCAAUAGAUUUUUUCCUUACUGAGCAAAUUUUUGACUUGUCUAUAUGUACAGAAGAACCAAUGAAUGAUGCUUGAUUUAUUUGUAUUUAAUUGAUAAAUCUAGCUGUAGUCAAAUUUUAUUAAACAGUUUUCUGCC